AUGUGUUCUUUUUUUUUUUUUUAUCUUUGACUGCAAUCAAACCCACUCCAAACAAAGCAAAAUAAAGCAACAAAUCCAAAGCAAAACUGUCCCCUUCUCUCUCCCCCCUCUCUCUCUCUCUUUCUCUCCCUCUCUCUCUCGGUUUGUGGUUGAAAUCUAAAUGACCCGUCAAGCUCGACAAGCACAAUUUGAAGAAGACCAAGCUGUUUCUGGUGUUCACUAGACUUGUUUGGGCUUUCACUAUUAUGAUCCAAUGUUGGCAGCACCCUCCAAAUCUUAGUAGCCACAAACCCAUCAUCUUUUAAGCUUUAUUGGUAAAUAGUUAUUUUGCUUCUUCAUUUAAGAUAGGAAUUGGGCAGCAGCCCACUUUUGCAUCAAUUUGAGCAGUUCAAGCAAUGGCUUCAGUAAGUGUAGUUCCCACGUUAGGAACAAGAGAACCUAGCGAAAACAGUGCUGCUGUCGAUAGGCUGCCUGAUGAAAUGAAUGACAUGAAAAUUGGGGAUGACAAGGAAAUGGAACCAGCUAUAGUUGAUGGUAAUGGGACGGAGACUGGCCAUAUCAUUGUGACAACCAUUGGUGGUAGAAAUGGCCAGCCAAAACAGACAAUUAGUUACAUGGCAGAACGAGUUGUUGGGCAGGGAUCAUUUGGAGUAGUAUUUCAGGCGAAGUGUCUUGAGACCGGUGAAGCUGUUGCUAUCAAAAAGGUUCUUCAAGAUAAGAGGUACAAGAACAGGGAGUUGCAAACCAUGCGUGUUCUUGAUCACCCAAAUGUCGUCUCUCUUAAGCAUUGUUUCUUUUCAACAACUGAAAAGGAAGAGCUCUAUCUUAAUCUGGUACUCGAGUUUGUCCCAGAGACUGUUCAUCGAGUGAUUAGACACUACAACAAGAUGAACCAAAGAAUGCCUAUGAUUUAUGUGAAACUGUAUAGUUACCAGAUUUUGAGAGCUCUGGCUUACAUUCAUGGGAGUAUUGGAGUAUGUCACCGAGAUAUUAAACCUCAAAAUUUGCUGGUAAACCCGCACACUCAUCAAGUGAAAUUGUGCGACUUUGGAAGUGCAAAAGUUCUGGUAAAAGGAGAGCCAAAUAUUUCUUACAUCUGUUCUAGAUACUAUCGUGCACCGGAACUUAUAUUUGGUGCAACAGAGUACACUACAGCCAUAGACAUUUGGUCUGCUGGUUGUGUUUUGGCUGAACUGCUGCUUGGUCAGCCCCUCUUCCCUGGUGAGAGUGGAGUCGACCAGCUCGUCGAAAUCAUCAAGGUUUUGGGUACCCCGACAAGGGAGGAAAUUAAAUGCAUGAAUCCUAAUUACACAGAGUUCAAAUUUCCACAGAUAAAAGCUCAUCCAUGGCACAAGAUAUUUCACAAGCGCAUGCCUCCAGAAGCCGUAGAUCUUGUGUCGCGGCUACUACAGUAUUCUCCAAAUCUUAGAAGUACAGCUUUAGAUACUUUGAUCCAUCCCUUUUUUGAUGAGCUCCGGGACCCAAACACACGCCUACCAAAUGGACGGUUUCUUCCGCCGCUUUUCAACUUCAAAUCUCAUGAGCUAAAAAAGGUUCCAACUGAGGUCCUCGGAAAGCUGAUUCCGGAGCAUGCGAGAAAGCAGAGCGCAAUCUCACUCUCCAAUUCAUGAUGCAUUCUCUAGUAACAAUGGGAGCUACUUAUAUCUGUAUCUAUAUGUUUAUCUACUGUGGUUCUAAGCAGAACUAUAAGUUUAUGCUCAAAUAUGCCGUGAAGUGGGUUCUGACCUUGUGGGUACUGACCUUAUGUCUAGUUCAUGCAGAUUUGCAAGUGUUAUUCACAUGCAAAUAUUAAUUUUUGAACCAAAAUAUAAUGUUUAUUGUUUCAAUAUCUUGUUGUGAUUA
Molecule: messenger RNA, 1863 nt
Organism: Daucus carota subsp. sativus
Lineage: Eukaryota; Viridiplantae; Streptophyta; Magnoliopsida; Apiales; Apiaceae
Product: shaggy-related protein kinase alpha
Exons: 13
Coding region: 396-1631 (411 amino acids)
Biological process (GO): protein phosphorylation; signal transduction
Cellular component (GO): cytoplasm
Molecular function (GO): protein serine/threonine kinase activity; ATP binding
Source: RefSeq, a predicted model, not a curated record